Hydra vulgaris (swiftwater hydra) is the source of this 2144-nucleotide messenger RNA. The record is from RefSeq and is a predicted model, not a curated record. NCBI's taxonomy places the organism in Eukaryota, Metazoa, Cnidaria, Hydrozoa, Anthoathecata, Hydridae.
GAUUUCACUUAAGAAUUUUUUAUUUUUAUCUAAUGAAGGUUUAUACUACGAUAAUAAAAAAAUUAAUGUUAAACAUAAAGCAUUCAUAUGUGAUGCACCUUCUCGUUGUUUUCUUAAAUGUAUACAAGGUCAUACAGGAUGUUACUCUUGUAAAAGGUGCCAAAUUCAAGGAUUAUAUGAGGAUCAUAGAGUGGUUUUUAUUGAUGAAAACCUAUCAACUCCAAGUUCAACUGAGGAGUUUAAUAACUUUUUGUACACUAUACAUCAGAAAUCUUUUUCUCCUUUAGCUCAACUUCAAAUAUCUUAUGUUUCUGAUUUUAUUUUAGACUAUAUGCACAUGGUUUGUCUUGGAGUAGUAAGACGCAUACUUACCUUUUUAAAGUCAGGUCCUAAACAUUGUAGACUUUCAAAUACCCAAAUAAAAAAAAUAUCUGCUAAUCUAUUAAGCUUACGUGGUAUGAUGCCAUCUGAAUUUGCUCGACAACCACGGUCUCUUUUUGAGUUAGAUCGUUGGAAAGCAACAGAGUUCAGGCAAUUUAUUUUAUACACUGGUCCCUUAGAUUUAAAGGGUGUUGUUAGCAAAGAAUUUUAUAACCACUUUCUAACAUUGCAUGUUGUGAUGGUGAUUCUCUUAAACAAAGAAAAUCAAGAUAAAAAUCAUUAUCUUGAAUUUGCUAAAAACUAAUAAAUUAUUUUGUUACUAAUUCGAAACAUUUAUAUACAAAAUCAUUCUGUGUUUAUAAUGUUCACUGUUUACUUCAUAUUUGUGAUGAUGUUGUUAGAUUUGAUUGUUCACUAAAUAUAAUAUCUUGUUUUCCUUUUGAAAAUUAUAUGCAGACAUUGAAGAAAGCAGUGAAAAAUUCAAAGAGUUUGGUUGUUCAAAUUAAAAAACAGUAUCAAAAUUUACAAUAUUUAUUUAAUACAAAAUCUCAAAAACUAAAUAUUUGAGUGAAGCUGAAAAAUUCAUGCUUUUAUCUAGAAGAAAAUCAACUUUGUUUUAUUGAUAAGAAAUUAACAUCUGGAUUUUUUAAAUGUAGAGUAUUUAAACUUGAUUUACGAAGUGAUUUAUAUACACAACCGAUUCUGUCUAACCUUUAAAAUUUUCUUGAUACCAAAGAUUAAUGAAAUAAAAGUAAAAGUGGUUGUGUUAGGAGUUGAAAGUCUCUGCUGAAAGGUUGUUGCUCUACCCUGAAAAGAAGUUUUCAACCAUCAAUGAUGAAAUGGAUGCAGAUGAAACAUGGGACAAAUAUAAACUUAUCAAAAUCAAAUUUGAGAGUGAUAAUAUAAAUGAGCUAAAAGAAUAUGGUUACACAACAGCAGCAUAGGAGGAGGAUGAAAUAGAUAAUUGUUUUACAAGUUCCAAAGGCACAUUUAAAGUGAAAAGUAAUGUUUAUGUUACCAAAUUUUCCGUUGCCUCCAACAGUUUUGCAAUCCAUACCAACAAAAUCAUUAAAGAGAUCAUUUGAUUUUAAUUUGUCACCUGAAUCAAUUAUUUUAAAACAAUCAAAUAUUUGUUCUGCUUUGCCUGACUCUUUACCUUUACACAUAGAGGAACAAUCAACUUCGUAUUCUGAGUCACUGUCUUUGCCUAACUUCUUUUUACCUUCAAAAUCAACUGAAAAGGAACAAUCAAGUUUUUUUACAGAAUACCAGCAUAUGAUGUUCAAAAUGGUAUCAAAAAUUCUUGAAAAUCAGGAGCUAAUUAUUGCUGUAAAUAAACAACCCCAUAGUAAUUUGGCAGUUAAGCAAUUAGAGAUUAUAGCAGAAUACAAAGAUUUUGUCAAAUAUUUAGAGGAUGAUUCAGUUCGCCUUGAUUUGGUUAAACAACUGAGUUUUUUAGGCGCAGAAGAAUGUAAACAGCUGAUAAGAUUGGUUAUGAAUAGAUUAUUUACAAAUACCCUAUUGGCACAGUUUAAUUUAAAAGGUUCUGUUGGAAAAAUUGGUUUAUUAUCAACGAAGCUAUAUGAUGUAUUAGAAGAAGUUGUAACUAAAAGGUUUAGAAAAGUUUCAAAUUCUGAUAUAAGACAGCAAAUCGGAAGAUAUUGUAAAAAUGCUCCAUCGCUUAAAAAUAGAAACUAAAAUUUAUUUUUUAUUGUAUAUAUUAUAUGUUAUAUACAUUGUUAUAUAAAAAGAUACUUUAUUAA